AUGACUGCUGAUAUCCCCAAGGUAGUCCCUCUGACAUGCCACGGACAUUCCCGUCCGGUGACGCAUCUGAGCUUCUCUUCGACCGUCGAAGACGAGCAAUAUUACUUCAUCUCUUCAUGCAAAGAUAAUAACCCCAUGCUGCGCGAUGGUAUAACGGGCGACUGGAUUGGAACAUUCCUCGGCCACAAAGGCGCCGUAUGGCAAGCAAGGCUCUCCGCCGACGCCGCCAUCUCAGCCACAGCAGCAGCCGAUUUCUCAGCCAAGGUCUGGGACACCUACACAGGCGAAUGUCUGCACACACUGCAACACGCACACAUCGUGCGGGCAGUAGCAUUCCCAAUCCAAGCAAACCCGCAGGUGCUCGCGACAGGCGGCGCAGAGAAGAAGCUACGGAUCUUCGAUCUAACACGGGGCGGCAGUUCCAGCACGGGCUCAACGCCGCCUCUCCCGUCCUCGGCUACGUCUGAGAACGGGGUCGCGAGCUAUGAGAUCGGUGCUGGCGUGCACGGCGGCACGAUCAAGUCUAUCGUCUGGAACCAGGAUUACAAUGUCGUCACGACGGCGGCGGAGGAUCGCAAGAUUCGAUGGUGGGAUUUGCGGUCGCGCGAUCCGAUCGUUGAGUACGGGGUUGAUGGCACGAUUGGCUCUUGCGAGUUGAAUAGUCUCGCGACGAGACCUAAUGAUGCGGGGAUUUUGACUGUCGCGGCCGGGAAGAGUGUUUAUCUCUUUGAUGGCGUGCAGCCUGGUCGGUUGCUUAAGAAGGUUGAUUAUGACUAUGAUGUUGCUAGUGCUGCGGUUAAUAGCGAGUCUGCUCGUUUGGUUACCGGUAGUGCGAAUGAUACUUGGGCAAGAGUUUAUGACUUGAACACGGAUGAGGAGUUGGAGGUUCAAAAGGGUCACCAUGGCCCUAUCUGGUCUGUCAGCUUCUCUCCCGAUGGUAAGCUCUACGGGACUGGUAGCGAGGAUGGUACUAUCAAGUUGUGGAAAGCAUGCCGCGAGCCCUAUGGACUGUGGAGGUGA
Messenger RNA from Penicillium mononematosum, 1020 nucleotides. Its product is annotated as WD40 repeat domain-containing protein. The transcript is spliced from 6 exons. Bases 1 to 1020 code for a protein of 339 amino acids. Gene Ontology annotation, molecular function: RNA binding; protein binding. NCBI's taxonomy places the organism in Eukaryota, Fungi, Ascomycota, Eurotiomycetes, Eurotiales, Aspergillaceae. Gene Ontology annotation, biological process: spliceosomal snRNP assembly. The record is from RefSeq and is a predicted model, not a curated record. Gene Ontology annotation, cellular component: SMN complex.